Messenger RNA from Morus notabilis, 447 nucleotides. RefSeq names its product auxin-responsive protein SAUR62. Gene Ontology annotation, biological process: response to auxin. Lineage: Eukaryota; Viridiplantae; Streptophyta; Magnoliopsida; Rosales; Moraceae. The transcript has a single exon. The record is from RefSeq and is a predicted model, not a curated record. Bases 1 to 447 code for a protein of 148 amino acids.
AUGGUGAUCACCUUGAAAAGACUCGUAGCCAUCGCGAUGAAAUGGCAGAAGAUUGCCGGCGUAGAGAGGAGAAGAAGAACAAUCUCGUUGCCUAGAAUGAGCCAUAUUGUCCGUGGUGGUGGUGGUGGUUUACCUCACAAGGGCCAUUUUGUUGUUUACUCGGCCGAUAAGAGACGUUUUGUUGUUCCAUUGACAUGCUUGAAUUGCACCAUUUUCAGAGAGCUCUUGAGAAUGUCUGAGGAAGAGUUUGGGCUACCGGGAGAUGGUCCUAUCACGUUGACAUGUGAUGCUGCGUCCAUGGAGUAUAUUGUGUCAGUGAUUAAAAGAGAGGUUUCGAUUGAGCUUGAAAAUGCACUUUUGUUGUCGUUGUCUGUGCAGAGAAAAUGGAUAUCAACCAAAGCUUGUUCUACCGCCAAGUAUCAACUCUGCAAUAGCUUCACCCACUAA